AUGCCGAAUUGGAAAGAUCUUUUCGCCAAUCGGGAGCGACGCUCAUUCCCCGAGGUUGUGGUUCCCUUAGCCCAUGGUUCGCCUCCGAAAGCAAAUGACAACCAGGACGAUGACUCCAACAGUGGUCUCGACAGGGCAUCUUCCCAGGAGAAGGGUGCCGCUGGUACUCGUGCAGGUAGCACACUGACUCUGGAAGCUCUUAGGGCAGAAGUUGAAGCCGACAUUCAUGCUUCAGGCCAUGACACUGCUUACGAUAGGAAGGCAAAAGUGAUCAACAGAGCAGUCCAGGAUAUUGGUAUGGGACGCUAUCAAUGGGGUCUUUUUGUGCUUUGUGGAAUGGGCUGGGUUGCAGACAACCUUUGGCUACAGGGAGUUGCACUCACUUUAACGCCCAUUUCCAAAGAGUUUGGUAUCUCCGAGAAUGAAUCUCGCUUUGCAACAUGUGCUCUCUUCGUGGGUCUUAUUGUUGGUGCCUCUUUUUGGGGUAUUGCUUCCGAUGCCAUUGGACGCCGUCCGGCUUUUAACAUGACUCUUUGCAUUUGCGGUACCUUUGGUCUCGCCGCUGGAGGUGGACCUAACUGGAUUGGCACUUGUGCAUUAUAUGCUUGCUUGGGUCUGGGUGUCGGCGGAAACCUGCCCGUGGAUGCGGCUGUUUUCCUGGAGUGCUUGCCUCCCAACUCAACCAAUAUCUUGAGUGGACUUGCCACAUGGUGGUCUGUCGGUACACUGAUUGCUAGUAUGCUUGCCUGGGCUUUCAUCCCAAGCAAUUCUUGUGAGAGCUUUGCAACCUGUACCAAGGCAAACAACUUUGGCUGGAGAUACCUUGUUUUGACGCUAGGCGCCAUCACCUUCGCCAUGUUCCUUUGUCGAUUCUUCCUUUUUACACUGUACGAGUCGCCAAAGUUUUUGGUUUCGCGUGGACGUCAAGCCGAAGCCGUAGCUGCAGUCCAAGGAAUUGCCCACAAGAACAAGACUACUACCUGGCUUACCGAAGAAAUAUUGAACGAAAUUGGUGGAUACCCCGAGGAGGCUAAGGAGAAGCAGUCUUUGUCUACCGGAGAAAUCAUCAAAAGGUCCCUUGAAAGAUUCUCUGUCCAACAAAUCAAGCCCUUGUUCCGAACAAAGCGUCUUGCCGUUUCGACUAUCCUGAUUUGGUUCUGCUGGACAUGCAUUGGAAUGGGCUACACUUUGUUCAACGCAUUCCUUCCUCAAUAUCUGAGCGCCAACUCUUCCACCUAUAUUACCUAUCGCAACUACGCCAUUACUGCUGUCUGUGGAAUUCCAGGCCCACUCCUUGGCUGGGUCACAGUUGAUAUCAAGUAUAUUGGCCGCAAGGGCACUAUGGCAGUUUCCACCCUAAUCACGGGUGUCCUCCUAUUCUGCUUCACAGCUACCAAAGAUCCCAACAUUCAACUCGUGUGCUCUUGUCUUGAGUCUUUCUUCCAAAUGAUCAUGUACGGUGUGCUGUAUGCCUACACUCCCGAAGUUUUCCCCGCACCAAACAGAGGCACCGGAUCUGGAAUUGCUAGCUGCUUGAAUCGGAUCGCCGGUCUUAUGGCCCCGAUUAUCGGUAUCUAUGCUAGCACCGAUCCCAUUGCGCCAAUUUACGCCGCUGGCGCGCUCAUCUUGGCCUCUUUUGUGGCGAUGAUUUUCCUGCCAAUCGAAACCCAAGGAAAGCAAGCUAUGUGA
Penicillium soppii is the source of this 1689-nucleotide messenger RNA. RefSeq lists its product as uncharacterized. NCBI's taxonomy places the organism in Eukaryota, Fungi, Ascomycota, Eurotiomycetes, Eurotiales, Aspergillaceae. Bases 1 to 1689 code for a protein of 562 amino acids. Gene Ontology annotation, molecular function: transmembrane transporter activity. The record is from RefSeq and is a predicted model, not a curated record. The transcript has 6 exons. Gene Ontology annotation, biological process: transmembrane transport.